This is a messenger RNA of Suillus fuscotomentosus, 288 nucleotides long. RefSeq lists its product as uncharacterized. The annotation marks the transcript as partial. The transcript has 2 exons. The record is from RefSeq and is a predicted model, not a curated record. Gene Ontology annotation, biological process: double-strand break repair via homologous recombination. Lineage: Eukaryota; Fungi; Basidiomycota; Agaricomycetes; Boletales; Suillaceae.
GUCGAAGAAGGCAUUGAAAUGCUUCGCACUCUUCUCCCAGACACGAUGAUUAUAGCUGCUUUGGAUAUUAUCGAUCGCGAAGGUGUCGUAAAGUACAAGACCUCUUGGGGCCGGCACCACUACGAAGUUAUGGGCACCACUUCAACAUAUACCGUCUUUCCGCACCUCGAUGUUGCAUCUACAGCCGUGUCUAGUUACUGUACCUGCCCAUCAUUCGCAUUCGCAGUGUUAAUAUCCGAGAACCAUCUUAUGGUGCGAACUUACAUCUCAAUGGUAAUAGCUGAAUGA